This is a messenger RNA of Gasterosteus aculeatus aculeatus (three-spined stickleback), 1907 nucleotides long. RefSeq names its product sirtuin 5 (gene sirt5). Gene Ontology annotation, cellular component: nucleus. Gene Ontology annotation, molecular function: NAD+ binding; protein-malonyllysine demalonylase activity; histone deacetylase activity, NAD-dependent. NCBI's taxonomy places the organism in Eukaryota, Metazoa, Chordata, Actinopteri, Perciformes, Gasterosteidae. The record is from RefSeq and is a predicted model, not a curated record.
GCUGGUCACACCUGCGCCUCGGGACGCGUGUUGUUUACCUCGCGGACGCUUCUCAUUGGCGCAUUUUCUCACAGGUCGGCCAACCGAAGAGCGUCUAAAGACCCAGAACACCGACCGAGUUCCUGCUCUCUCCAGCUGACGGUGACCCCGGCGUAACGUUUGCCACUCUAACCAAAUCCUCCACAACAGCACGCAGCGGCUCCGAGCCGCACGGGCGCCGGUGAGGACGUCGCUGUUUCCGGUUGAUGAUUGUGCGCCGGCUCCCCUACAGAGGCCUAAUAAACUCUCACCUGCGUGUCCACCUGAAAAGGCCGCAGGGCAGCCGAGACAUGGCCCGGCCCAGUUCAGACCUGGCAGCAUUCAGGGAGAUCUUCUCCCAGGCCAAGAAUAUAGCCAUCAUCACGGGGGCAGGCGUGAGUGCCGAGAGUGGGGUCCCCACCUUCAGAGGAGCAGGAGGCUACUGGAGGAAAUGGCAAGCGCAGGAACUUGCCAGCCCGGAGGCCUUCUCCAGGAACCCCUCGCGUGUUUGGGAGUUUUACCAUUACCGCCGUGAGGUCAUGCUCACAAAAACCCCCAACCCGGCCCACUUGGCCAUCGCCGAGUGCCAGGAGCGACUGAGCAGACAGGGCCGCACGGUUACGGUGGUCUCUCAAAACGUUGACGAGCUCCACCGCCGCGCCGGCUCCAACGACAUCCUGGAAAUCCACGGAAGUCUAUUCAAAACCCGCUGUAUAAGCUGUGGUCAUGAAGCUGCCAAUUACAAGAGCCCAAUCUGUGCGGCGCUGGAGGGCAAAGGAGCUCCGGACCCGGACACAAACGAUGCCCAGAUCUCCGUUCAGGAUCUGCCCAGGUGUGAGCAUGAAGGCUGUCACGGUCUCCUGAGACCAGCUGUGGUUUGGUUUGGAGAGAAUCUGGACUCGGACAUCCUCACUCGCGCAGAGAAAGUGUUGGACAGCUGUGACCUCUGCCUGGUGGUUGGCACUUCGUCCGUCGUGUAUCCAGCAGCCAUGUUUGCCCCUCAGGUGGCAGCCAGAGGCGUCCCUGUGGCCGAAUUCAACAUGGAGAACACGCCGGCCACCAUGAAGUUCAAGUUCCACUUCCACGGCCCCUGUGGGUCCACGCUACCCCCCGCGCUGGCACGCCACGAGGCAGAGCAAACAUGAGGCACCCGCUGCACGCAGACCACGACUUGAUUGGAACAAAUAGCAAAAAGAAUGGGUUGAAAUGUAAUGAACGGUUUGGUGGUGGGUUCAUGAAAAGAGAAACCGCUUGUUCACGCUAAUGCGGAUAAAACACACAGUGAUGAGUAUGUAGACUAAAAUACAAAUUGUUUUAGCACUUUUUGUCUUUCAUGACAGAUUUGAAGGAGUUCAUAUAUUUUAAGGAUUGUAGCGCUGCAAGUGCCACGUUUAAGAUUUAUAAUUGUAAAACUUGUGCCCUUUUUCUAAAACGUUGCUGUGAAAAAGGCCGUGAUGCCAAAGAGCAGCACAGCAGUGCGUGAAUGCUGACAGUCAGACUGUAGGGGACAGUGUUCAGCCACUGCUGCGAUGGGAGAUUAAAAUAGCCCCCUUCCAAAGGCUGCGCGGGCUCUGCCAAGGGUUUGUGCUGUGUGUGUGUUUGUGUGCUUGAAUUCUGCGUUGUGUGAAUUUAUGGGCUGUGGUGAAUACUGUGUGUGAUGCCUUCCAGUGGGCAUGAGGGAGCUCCAGUUAAACCAGGGAAACCAGUCAGGAAGCCACGAGGGAUCUUUCGACGUGUAUAUUGAUUCUUGGAGGUGACUCGAACAUCCUAUUCGUUCAAAAUGAAUAAAUGUGUCCGUGUAGGAGAUGAAGAGUGUCCCCGCAGAGCGUCCUCAGGGUCCUUGCAUGCAUGUAUCUAUAAUAUUUUGAAUAAACAGUCUGGAUCAGAAA